AUGAUCACCGUUGAGAAUGAUCACUGAUUACCUCCCGUUCAAACUGGAUUCAUCCCAAUAUCAUGUGAAUUUGGCCCCUACCAAUGGUCAAGACCACAUCUCGGCAUCAAGCAGACGUUCAAACUAGGACAGUAUCUAGGAGAACGCUACGUCAAAUCAGGAUUUCUAAGAUCGCCUUUGCUGCCGUCAGAGGUUUAUUUUCGAAGCCGAGCUAAUAGUCGCUGCCUUCAAAGUGCUGCUCUGAUUGGAUCAGGAAUGUGGGCGAAAGGCGAAGAUGAUCAAUUUCAGCCAGUCCCUAUCCACUCAGAAGAGAAAGACGAUAAGUGGCCCGAGUAUGAAGGUUUCAUUUAUGAAUGCAUCGGUUUAAAUCGGAAUAAUUCCGUACUGCGCGAUGCCAAAGCAUUUUCGCAAGUUGAGGCACUUAUUCAAAGGGAUCAACAUAAUCUGACAGUUCCGGAGUGGUUUCGUAAUAAUAAGGAAGUUGUCUACACUCUUUACGAGAAG
Messenger RNA from Strongylus vulgaris, 504 nucleotides. The record is from the annotation of a GenBank genome assembly. Lineage: Eukaryota; Metazoa; Nematoda; Chromadorea; Rhabditida; Strongylidae.